Messenger RNA from Cornus florida, 1319 nucleotides. RefSeq names its product probable rRNA-processing protein EBP2 homolog. The record is from RefSeq and is a predicted model, not a curated record. Gene Ontology annotation, biological process: ribosomal large subunit biogenesis; rRNA processing. Lineage: Eukaryota; Viridiplantae; Streptophyta; Magnoliopsida; Cornales; Cornaceae. Bases 167 to 1072 code for a protein of 301 amino acids. The transcript has 2 exons. Gene Ontology annotation, cellular component: preribosome, large subunit precursor; nuclear periphery; nucleolus.
AAAUAAGCAUCAUCAAAAUGAAAACCUAGGUCUGAGGUUUCAACUCGCGAGGCGACCUGGCGAAGCGAGCAGCGAACAGUAGCGCGACCUGGUUAACUUCCGACAACCUCAGCGAGUUGCCGACGACUCUAAAUACUUCCAUUGAGCUGUUCUCGAGGUUUAUUUGAUGGGGGUUCUCGUUGAAGAUCCGGUACUGUCUGAUGAUGAUAUACUGAACGAUGUUGGAAUGGGAGAUGUUAAUGUGGAGGCUUCGGAAUCUGAGUCAGAAUCAGAAGAAGAUGAAGAUGUGAAGUUGACUGAACCUUCAAAGACCUCUAUAUACAACAGAGACGGUCUGCUUGAUAAACUUGACGAUAUUAGGUGGCCUGAGAAUGUGGAAUGGAUCCACAAGCUCUCCAUUGAUAUUGAUAGAGAGCAAGAGGUGGACGUGAAUGAUGACCUGACACGGGAGCUUGCUUUCUAUACACAGGCAUUGGAGGGUACACGGCAGGCUUUUGUGAAGUUUGAUUCUGCGAGGCUUCCUUUUCUCAGGCCUUCCGACUAUUAUGCUGAGAUGGUGAAAACUGAUAAUCACAUGGAGAAGGUUAAGGGCCGGCUCUUGUCAGAGAAGAAGAAGAUUGAGGAGGCUGAGGAGAGAAGAAAAGCGAGGGAGGCAAAGAAAAUAGCUAAAGAGGUUCAGGCUCAGAAGAUUAAGGAGAGGUCUAAGCAGAAAAAAGAUGAGAUAGAAUCUGUUAAGAAGUGGAGGAAGCAGAGGCAGCAGAGUGGAUUUGCCGGGGGUGACGAAGAUGGUGAGAUGGGUUUUAAUUUCGAAGAUGGAAAAACAUUUGAGAGGUCAAAUAAGAAGAGGCCAUGGGUGGCUCCUGGAGAUCGCUCUGGAGGGAAGGCAAGACAAGGUGGUGGCAAGGGGAAGAAAGGAGCAAAUAAGAUGAAAAAGGGUAGGGACUUCAAAGAUUCUAAGUUUGGUUUUGGAGGAAGGAAAGGUAUGAAGAAGCAGAAUACAGCUGAGACCACAAAUGAUUUGAGAAGCUUCAACAAAAAUGAUUCCUCAGGAAAUAAGAAAAGGAAGAGGUGAUCCAUUUUCUUAUGGUUUGUUCUCUUUGACUGUUAGAAGGAUGAGUAAAGUAAAGAGGGCAGCUUACGGAGUUUACUGUGGAAGAUCUACAGCCUUUUAUUAAUAGGUUGUUGUAACCUAUUGAGCUUUUUUGGUGAUUUUAAGCUAUGUGAGACUGAAAGUUGGAUUUUCUAUUUAAUUGUGCUCGCUUUGAAGUUUAUAUAUUUCCGUUUUUGAUUACAUAUAAUUUGAAGCAGAGUUUUGCUGA